AUGGCCAAAAACUACGGCGAGCUCUACAACAUCCUCGGCUGGGGCGAGCCCUACUUCACGAUGAACUCCCUGGGACACCUCUGUGCCAAGCCCCAUGGCCGCGAGACGACGCCGGGGCAGGAGAUCGACGUGGACUCCGUCAUCCAAAAGGUCUUAGCGGGCAGCACCAACGACGGCAAGGAAGUCCAGUUCCCGAUGAUCCUCCGCUUCCCCGAUGUGAUCAAGGUCCGCCUCGACUCUCUCCACGCCGCGUUCAAGGACGCCGUCCACAGCACCGGGUACAAGAACAGGUACCAGGGCGUGUACCCGAUGAAGGUGAACCAGAACAGGGACAUCAUCCAGGACCUCGUCAGGUUCGGCUACGACGAGAGCGGGGUCGAGGCAGCCUCCAAGCCGGAACUGCUCAUCGCCAUGGGCUGCCUCACCAAGGCCAAACCAGGAGCCUACUUGGUGUGCAACGGCUACAAGGAUGCAGAUUUCAUCUCGCUUGUGCUGUCGACGGAGAUGGUGUACAAGGCGGUCAGCGAGGCCGCCGGCAUCUACUGCAACCUGGUGAACAAGUACGGCGCGCCGAUGACCAUGCUGGACUGCGGCGGCGGGCUCGGGGUGGACUACGACGGGACCCGGUCGGGCGCCUCCGACAUGUCGGUGGCGACGUGGCGUACGGGCUGGAGGAGUACGCGUCCAGCGUCGUGCUGGCGGCGCGGCUCAAGUGCGACGACAACGCGCGCCAUGAUAACGCACCACUCCAUGAUCAUCCUCGAGGCGUUGUCGGCGAUCCCGGAGCCGCCAGAGGACGAGACCUGCGACCAGCUGCUGAGCAAGAUCCUGGACCUCUCUUCGAAGCAGCCGAGGAUGGCGGGUCACUAUGGUGGCAGCGACGCGGACUUGUACUCGCACGCCACCGAGCUCCAAAAGCAGGGCAUCGAGAUGUACAAGCCGGCCAAGAAGAUGUGCAAGAGGGUCACCAGCGACGCCAACACCAUCUACAACUACCACAUGAACCACUCCGUGUUCUCGCUGGUGGCCGACUACUGA
Miscanthus lutarioriparius is the source of this 1038-nucleotide messenger RNA. Lineage: Eukaryota; Viridiplantae; Streptophyta; Magnoliopsida; Poales; Poaceae. The record is from the annotation of a GenBank genome assembly.